CAUCUGUUUAAGAUUUGUCUAAUCCAAAUUAGACCACUCUCUCAUAAUAAGCUAUAAAUAUUCUCCUUUUCAGAUACCAAAUUCGUUUUUUUUCUUCUCUCUUUGAAAAUGAUGUCCCCAAGGCCAAUCUCUGAGGUUCGUGGAUCGUCUCAUUUCAGGCAAACUCCAUUGCAGAUAAUCCACAUUGUUGGGAACUUAAUGAGAAUAUGGUCAGUUUACUCCAUGUAUCGGUACCUGAACCAGACUGGAGCUUCAGUGAUACUUUUUAUCUUCAGUUGUCUGGUUCCAUCAUCUAUCUUAUUUUUAUUCUUACAAAAGCCUUGGAAGGGAAGACCGCUCUCAAAUACACAGGUUGUUCCUUCUGUAAUCAGUGGAGCAAUAACAGCUUUAUACUUCAUCUUGUGGGGAAAGGGGCUUAAAUCAUGUGGACCACUUAGAGCUAUAUUGGCGGAGUAUUCUGGUGUUGUUCUUGGAGUAUUAUCUGCAGUAUUGUAUGGUAGAAAAGGCCAUGUCUGGAAAAAGGUUGGUGGGCUUAUUGCAAUGGUGGCAUCUUUUUAUUUCUUAUCUCAAGGCUGGGCUGUUGCAACACUUUCUCCAUUCUCAUUCAAAGAUAGCCUCGAUUCAGUGGUUCAGACUGAACAAGUAUUGAGCAUGAGUCAAAUGAUGGUUCCCAUCUUGGCUGGGAUCUUAUCAGCUCUGAGAAGGGUGAUUGCGAGGCGGGUUUCACUCAAGAAUCAACUCAAAAGGCGGCUUCAUGCAAUAACCAUUGCUUCUGCAACAUCUUUUUUAUUCCCUGUGGCCAUGUGGGACUUUAUCAUAGGAUCCUCUGACAGCAAUGUGGAACUGCCAUUUUCUGCCUGGCCUUUUCUGAGUACUGUUCUCUUAGGAAUAAUAUUGAUAUUCUACGUCGACAGCAUCGCAGAGGAGAAGUAUGACAGUAGCUAAAGCAGUGCUAUGGCU
Messenger RNA from Hibiscus syriacus, 960 nucleotides. RefSeq names its product zinc transporter 5-like. The record is from RefSeq and is a predicted model, not a curated record. Lineage: Eukaryota; Viridiplantae; Streptophyta; Magnoliopsida; Malvales; Malvaceae. The transcript is spliced from 8 exons. Bases 109 to 945 code for a protein of 278 amino acids.